UGCUUUUCUCCGUUUAGGGCAGGUACAAGCAAGUGAUCAAUUGUUUUAAUUAGCAAGCAGGUGCUUUGCAGGAAAAUGACCACUCAAGCCAAAAGUGAGCAAGACAAUUUUCGUCCAUCGGCAAACUUUCCCUCUAGCGUUUGGGGUUGCUCUUUUGCUUCCCUAUCCUUCCAAUAUUCGGAGUUUGAAUCACUUUGUAAAGAGGUGGAAAUAUUUAAAGAAAAGGUGAAAGAUAUAUUAAUGCAAUCUACAAGAGGAUUAAUCGAAAAUAUUGAAUUUAUUGAUAUAUUAUGCUGCCUUGGAGUGUCAUAUUAUUUUGAGAAUGAAAUUGAAGAACAAUUAAACCAUAUUUUCAUUGCUCUUCCCACUUUCCUCCAUGAAAAUGACUAUGACCUUCACGUUGCGGCGCUUCUAUUUCGGAUCUUAAGACAACAUGGUCAUAAAGUGACUUGUGACGUUUUUAACAAAUUCAAAGACAAUGAUGGACGGUUCAAGAAAACCAUCACCAAUGAUGUGAAAAGCCUCCUUGGCUUAUACGAAGCUAGCUUUCUAAGUGUGCAUGGAGAAGAUAUUUUAGAUGAAGCCCUUGCUUUUACAAAGCCAUACCUGGAAACUCUAGCUGAGCAGGCAAGCCCCCAUCUUGCUGAACAUAUAAAGAAUUCUCUGGUGUGGCCAAUCCAUCAAAGCAUGGAAAGACUAAAGAUUCACCAAUAUAUAUCCUUUUACGAAAAAGAGGAGUCUCGCAAUGAAACUCUGCUGAAGUUUGCAGAGUUGGACUACAAUCGAAUUCAAUUAUUAUAUAGACAAGAGCUAGCCAUUCUCUCAAGGUGGUCGAGAGACUUGAAUGUUAUGCACAAGUAUCCUUAUACAAGAGAUAGAAUUGUGGAGGCCUAUGUAUGGGCACUUGGAUGCAUUUGCGAACCUCAGUUUGGUGCUUCUCGGUGGAUGAUUGCUAAGUAUGUGCAAAUGGAGACAGUGCUAGAUGAUACAUACGACGCAUAUGGAACACUGGAUGAGCUCUAUCGUUUUACAGCGGCAUUUGAAAGGUGCAAUGUUGAUGGUAUUGAUGAUCACCUACCUGGGUACAUGAAAUAUCUUUACAAGGAUUUUUUGAAACUUUUUGAAGAGACGGAGAAUGAUGGCAAUGAACGAAGCUCUUUGAAAACCUCUUAUGCCAAGGAGAUGUUUAAAGAACUGACAAGAGGCUACAUAAUUGAGGCACAGUGGGCAAAAAAUGGGCAUGUGCCAGCAUUCGAUGAUUAUGUACAGAAUGGAUUAAUCGUAAGCACUUGUGAUGUCCUUGCUUCAGCAUUCCUCCUUGGAAUGAAGGAUGUAGGGAUUAAGGAAAUGGUAUGGAUACGAAGUAACCCAAAAAUUGUUAACUCUGCCAAGUUACUUGGAACUUUGAAGAAUGACAUAGCAGGCCACGAGGAGGAGCAAAAGCGGGGAGACUCUCCUUCAAGUGUGGAGUGCUACAUGAAGGAAUUUGGUGUGUCAAAAGAGAAGGCUGUUAAAGAGAUUGAUAAAAUAUUUGUAAAUGCAUGGAAGGACAUAAAUGAGGAACUACUUCUUCAGCCAAGACGUGUUUCAAAGAUUAUUCUCAAGUAUUUUCUCAACUUUGGACGCAUGUCAGAAUUUCUUUACAAGUUCCUUGAUUUCUACACCAACCCAUCAAGUAUGAAAGAUUAUGUCACAAAAUUAUUGGUUGAUCCAUUUUCAAUAUAAGAAUGGAUUGAGGAACUAUAUUUGUUGUGUUGUGGAGAAAACAUCAAAAUAAACUGAGUGAGCUGUCCCUUAGUCUGGGUAUUGUGGGUUAGUCUAUCGCCCAUAGUUUAGUCUGGCUUAUUUUGCUAAGUUUUUUCUUGUUUUAUUAGUUUUAAUAAGAUUAUGAAUUAAAAAAAAAAUAACCGAGUGAGCUGUGUCAUGUGUGUUCACUUUCAACUGAGUAAGAGAAAUGUCUCUCAAUGCAAGCAUGUUGUUUAUAGUUGAUAUGCUGAUUCUGUUUAUUAAUAAGAAUGUUUGCAACCAUUGGCAUCCAUUGCUCAAUGGCCUAGUGUUUAUUCUGUAAUGCAAAAAUCUAUUUAUUAAUAAUGUUUCAAAUUAACCAGUGGACAA
Messenger RNA from Hevea brasiliensis (rubber tree), 2115 nucleotides. Its product is annotated as probable terpene synthase 8. The record is from RefSeq and is a predicted model, not a curated record. Gene Ontology annotation, biological process: diterpenoid biosynthetic process. Gene Ontology annotation, molecular function: magnesium ion binding; terpene synthase activity. Lineage: Eukaryota; Viridiplantae; Streptophyta; Magnoliopsida; Malpighiales; Euphorbiaceae. The transcript is spliced from 7 exons. Bases 76 to 1725 code for a protein of 549 amino acids.